Pogoniulus pusillus (Red-fronted tinkerbird) is the source of this 945-nucleotide messenger RNA. RefSeq lists its product as uncharacterized. The transcript is spliced from 2 exons. The record is from RefSeq and is a predicted model, not a curated record. NCBI's taxonomy places the organism in Eukaryota, Metazoa, Chordata, Aves, Piciformes, Lybiidae. Bases 1 to 921 code for a protein of 306 amino acids.
AUGCGGUUUACAAGCCGGCGUCGCGGGGAAAGGGCUGGCCAAGAUAUGCUACCAACACCUGUCUCACACCGGCAGAGGUCUCGGAAACACGAAGCGGUGCUGCGAAGGCUCUGCAAACAGAGGCCAGCAGAAACCGCGCUUCAGCCAAGCACCGGAGCGGGAGGGUCACGGAAAGCGUCGUGCCCGGCCGCCUCGGGCCCAACUACGAGCCGGCUGCAGCCAGAGAUGGAGCCGCCCAGCGGGCGUCAGGCGGCAGCAGCAGCCUCAGCGCUGCCCCGCGGCCCGCCAGAGCACGAUGCGGGGCAGUGGGGCAGACAGUGCUGCUGCAGCGUCCCGCCACAGCAUGAUGCGGGGCAGUGGGGCAGACAGUGCCGCUGCAGCGUCCCGCCAGAGCAUGAUGCGGGGCGGGUGGGCAGACAAUGCCGCUGCAGCGUCCCGCCAGAGCACGCUGCGGGGCAGUGGGGCGGGCAGUGUCGCUGUACCGUCCCGCCAGAGCACGCUGCGGGGCAGUGGGGCGGGCAGUGUCGCUGUACCGUGCCGCCAGAGCACGCUGCGGGGCAGUGGGGCGGGCAGUGUCGCUGUACCGUGCCGCUGUACCGUGCCGCCAUAGCACGCUGCGGGGCAGUGGGGCAGGCAGUGCCACUGUACCGUGCCGCUGUACCGUGCCGCCAGAGCACGCUGCGGGGCAGUGGGGCAGGCAGUGCCACUGUACCGUCCCGCCAGAGCACGCUGCGGGGCAGUGGGGCGGGUGGGCAGACAAUGCCGCUGUACCGUGCCGCCAGAGCACGCUGCGGGGCAGUGGGGCGGGCAGUGGGGCAGGCAGUGCCGCUGUACCGUCCCGCCAGAGCACGCUGCGGGGCAGUGGGGCGGGCAGUGGGGCGGGCAGUGCCGCUGUACCGUGCCGCCCUCCAACGCCAUUAAACUCCGUGUCGCCGACAACCGCAA